Molecule: messenger RNA, 7272 nt
Organism: Elgaria multicarinata webbii
Lineage: Eukaryota; Metazoa; Chordata; Lepidosauria; Squamata; Anguidae
Product: protein mono-ADP-ribosyltransferase PARP14-like
Exons: 17
Coding region: 7-5457 (1816 amino acids)
Biological process (GO): negative regulation of gene expression; protein poly-ADP-ribosylation
Cellular component (GO): nucleus; cytoplasm
Molecular function (GO): NAD+-protein mono-ADP-ribosyltransferase activity; NAD+ poly-ADP-ribosyltransferase activity; transcription corepressor activity
Source: RefSeq, a predicted model, not a curated record
CCCAACAUGGCGGAGGGGGGAAGGUUGUGUCUCUUUCCUAUCUUGGUACAGGGAGACUGGGGCUCCCCGGAUCCCCCUAAGCCGCUGAGAAACAAACUUCUUUGCUACUUCCAGAGCCGGAAGAAGUCGGGAGGAGGAGAGUGCGAGAUCCAGUGGCAAUCGGGACUGCUUUUGGUUUGGUUUGCUCAGGACGAAGUGAGGCAAAGAGUCCUCUCCCAGAAGACCCAUGAACUUGACCUGGGAAAGAAGGGAACAUUGCCGCUGGUGGUCACAUUGCAAAAAGCAACAGGUGCAAAUAAAGAGCAUGUGCCUGUGAAGCAAAUGGUUCCGAAACAGCCUUCCGUGAGAGAAGACCGGACAGAAGAGAUGGAUGUGAAAGGAGACUUGGAACAAGAGAGCAUCAGAGUAGCAAAUGGUAAAAAUCAAUGUCUCGAGAAGGAUAUUCUCCGUGAUUCCCAUGCGUCUUCUCUUGUCGUUCUUGAAAAUGUCAAUGAAAGCAUCACACCAGAGUUGUUAAUGCUGCUAGUAGAGAACAUCAAUGGGCUUUCAGGAGAAGACUUCCAGAUCGAAUUGAUAAGCGAGAGAAAUGCUGCAGUGAUUACAUUUCAGCAAAUUACUGCUGCUGCAAAGUUUGUUGACCAAUGUACCAAGAACCUCAGAUUUAAAGAAUUCAAAAUUACUGCCCGGCCUCUUGAAAGGCCACAGAUGAUCAAAAUUGAAAAUAUCCCCACUGGGGUAUGCAAAGAUUUAAUAAUUCUCUACUUUGAAAGUCCAAAGCAUGGAGGAGGACAAGUAACCAACAUUCGUAUGUUACCUGAGGAGAAUGCGGCUAUUGUUACCUUUUGUGACUACAAAGCUGUGCAGAGAGCAUUGGAAAAGCAGCAUUCUUUUGAUCAUCAACCAGUUUUGGUUUAUCCAUACUGCAGUUCUUUGGAUACAGUUUUGUAUGGGAAGGAGAGGCCACAAAUCAAAAUGCCAGAACGUAUCAGAGUCCCGUUAGAUCCUUAUAUCUGGCAAUUUCUGCAAGGAAGGGAUAGACUAAUCCAAGAAAUAGAACAUGAAAUGGCAAAUUGUUACUGUGAACUAAUAUGGCCCCAAAUGUCUUGCGAACAUCCAGAAAUCACGAUGUGCCCUUCAGCUGCCCUAUCUAAACAAGGAACCUCUGUGAGAGAAUUAGUCAAGGCUUGGAAAGAGAAAAUUUCUGCAGAGUUUGCCUGCAUCAUGUCAAAGUUCAAGUCUGUUAAAUGCAACAUUAUCCCAGCAGCAUGGGAAACAAUAGAGAGCAGUUUGAUAAAAAAUGUUUUGGCUGUCCCUGAUGUUUCCAAAGAAACUGUUAUCCUAGCUGGUUUUGUAUUCACUGUGGAUGGUGUAAAGAAAGCGGUAAAGGAACACAUGGAAAAUUUGACCAAAGAUGCAGAAAAGGCAAAACAAACGAUACAGCAAACAUUGUUUGUUGCUCCACAAAAAUAUGCUGUUUUGCACCAUAUUUUACAAGAAGGGAACAUCUAUAAAGAAAACCCUGGCGUCAAGUUCUCUUACGAUUCUUCGGCAAAGAAGUUGCAGCUCUCUGGAAUGCUUGCAGAAGUAUAUAAAAUGAAAAGUGACCUAUUGGAGAAGUUGCACAACAUGGUAGAGAAAAAAGUUGACAUUCACGCUCAUAUUUUUCAAUUCCUGCAGCAUGCAGAUAGCAAAAAGGCAUCAGAGAACAUAUUUCAUGCUAAUAACAUUAAUGCUUCCUAUGAACUUGCACAUGAGUCUGUAAUGUUGGUAGCACAAUCUCCCGGAGGUCUUUUGAAAGCUGAGGAACAAAUGAAGAAAAACUUGGAUCAUAGAUGUAUUGCUUUGGAGGACCAGGAACUUGUCAACAGAAGAGAAUGGAAAGAACUCACUAAACGAUUGCAGAGGAAACACAAUUCUGUGGAAGAAGCUGUAAUAAUUGAUGAUUUCCUCAUUUUGGGAGAGGAUGCUAAAGUAUCCAUAGCUGGUUAUACAACAGCAGUAGGAGACGUUCAUCAAGAGCUUUCAAAUUUUGUUGAAAGAAACACCCAAAUGCUAAAAGUCAUCCCUGCCAAGUCGGUGGCUGUUGUACAAUUUAUGAAGAAGGAAAAGGAGACGGUUUGGCAUGACAUCAGGAAGAGAGGUGUGAAAAUCAAUUUUGGGCUAGAGGCUAAACAGAAGAACAUUGUCCUUAGUGGACCUAAGGCAGAAGUGGCAAAGGCAGCCACUAUGGUUGAACAAAUGUUAUUUCUGGUGCAUUCUUCAAACGUGGCAUUUGAUAAACCUGGAGUGAAAGUCUUUUUCAAAACCCGAGAACAUUCUUACGUUACUGAGGCAAAAAGCUCCUUCAAUUGUUUGCUCCGACUACAGAAAGAUGGUGAAAAUAAUAGAGACUCUGAGGAAAAGAGAGGGCACCUACAGGCUAAAGUAAUAUUAAAAGAUGGCAUUGUGGUAGAGGCUUGUAAGGGGGACUUGACCCAUUUUCCAGUUGAUGUUGUUGUGAACGCAUCAAAUGAAGACCUAAAGCACAUUGGUGGUCUUGCGGAUGCACUGUCAAAAGCAUCUGGCCCAGGGCUACAAAGAGAAUGUGAUGAGCUAGUGAGGAGACAUGGAAGCUUGAGACCUGGCUGUGCGAUUAUCACAAGCGCUUGGAAGCUGCCAUGUAAACAGGUGAUCCAUGCUGUUGGGCCAAGGUGGAACAGCUCUGAAAAAGAGAAAUGUACACGCCUUUUAAAGAAAGCUGUGAGGGAAAGUUUAAAGCUGGCAGAAACGUUUAAUCAUCGUUCAAUAGCCAUCCCUGCAGUAAGCUCUGGGGUCUUUGGAUUCCCACUAAAAGAGUGUGCCCAUUCUAUUGUAACGGCCAUCAAGGAAACCUUAGAAGAAUCUUCUGAGAAUGACUCUCUGAAACAGAUAUCCCUUGUGGAUGUGUCUGAAAAUACAGUUCAGGCUCUCGCUGAUGCUUUGAAUGAAAUAUUCAGAGAUGGACCACCUGGGCCCAAAUCACCAUCUCAUUCCCAACCGGUCAACCAGGCCAAAGAAAUUGGAGAUGAACUUCACAUGGUAAAUUCUCAUAAAGGCCUGAAACUCAUACUUAAGGAAAAAAGCAUUGAAGAUGCAACGACGGAUGUGGUUGUCAGCAGCAUCGGCUCCGACCUGAAGCUUGGUGUGGGUCCACUUUCCAAAGCUCUGCUGCAGAAGUCUGGGCCGAUGCUCCAAGUGGAGUUUGAUCAAGCCAUCCAAGGCCAGGGAGCUCAGGGUGGCUGCGUGUUGCAAACGGGCGGAUAUAACCUGGCCUGUAGAUUUGUGCUCCAUGCUAUUGUUCCACAGUGGGAUGCAGGAAAAGGACCUGCAAUGCAGAAACUUAGAGAUAUUGUGAGGGAAUGCCUGGAGAAAACUGAAGAGCUGUCAUUGAGUUCCAUCUCAUUCCCAGCCAUCGGGACAGGUGGUUUUGCCUUUCCAAAAUCUGAAGUCGCUAAAUUAAUGUUCGACGAGGCGCUUCAGUUCAGUAGCGCGAAGAAUUUGAAGUCUCUUCAGGAAGUUCAUUUUCUCCUACAUCCAAAUGAUAACGAUAACAUAAAGGCAUUCUCUGAUGUAUUUGAAUCCAGGAUUGGCAGAAUUUCCAGGGCAGUGCCAUGGAGUGAUGAAGGUAAUACUGGUUUCUUUGGACCCAUUUCAACUCCUAGCUUGGGAAUUAAUGAAAUGCAGAUAGGAUCAAUUAAACUGCAAUCAAUGACAGGAGACAUUACAAAGGAAAACACAGAUGUUAUUGUAAAUGUAACAAAUGCAGACUUUAAUGCUAAAUCAGGUGUCUCCAAAGCGAUUUUGGAAGGCGGUGGACCUCAAGUUGAAACAGAAUGUGCAACAUAUGCUUCGCAGCCUCACAAUGGAUUUAUAACCACACAAGGCGGCAAUCUGAUCUGUAAGAACAUUAUCCACCUUGCUCCUGACCCUAAUAUCAAAGCUCAGGUCUCCAAAGUGCUCCAGGAGUGUGAAGCGAGGAAAUACCAGUCAGUUGCCUUCCCUGCAAUUGGAACAGGGCAGGCCCAGAAGAGUCCCGAGGAUGCUGCUGAGCAGAUGAUGAGUGGAAUUGCUGACUUUGCAGGCAAAGAAUUGCCCCAAUGUUUAAAAACCAUUAAAAUCGUUAUUUUUCAGCCGCAAAUGCAAAAUGCCUUUUAUGCUGCUAUGAAGAAGAGAGAAGGUGUUGCAUUGCCCACUAAUGAGUCUAUGUUUUCUAGGUUGAAAAAUUUUCUAACUGGCAAAAAACCGCCUGCUAAAAAGAAACGUCUCUUGGUUUUGGAAAAGAAGGUUGAAGUUGCAGUGUUUGAAAUCUGUGGUGAAAGCAGAGAAAAGGUGGAAGAUGCAGAGUCUUGGUUAAAGAAAAUGAUACUUCAGGAACAGACAGAGAAUUGUAUUUCUGAUGAGAUGAUUGACAUGUUUGAUGACACAGAAAUAAAGAAACUGAAUGAGCUCCAGAAAAGUCUGCAUAUUGCUAUUCAGCUGGAGAAGAAACAAUCUCCUCCUUUCAUCCUGCUAUCUGGAAUCCCCCGUGAUGUCCUCACCGCCUUCACAGAAAUUCAGGGCCUGAUAAAAACUAUGAAAGAGAACCGGGAAGAGAAAUCCAAGGCAGAACUUGUUAAAAAUUUGGUUGAGUGGCAGUAUUGCACAAGCGGGAAUGUAUUCGUAGCUUUUAAUAUGCUUGUCAAUCUCCAUUUAGAGGAUUCUAAAAUCAAUAACAAGACCCAUGUUAACAUCCAGAUUCAUGGGAAGAGCUACAUAGCAAACUUAAGAAAUAUGUUCGCUACUGAUAGCCUAGGAAAAUGUGUCAACAUUCGGCGCAUUGCAAAGGAUGAAGGUAAGCUAUCGGUAGAACUCCCUAAAGAAUGGGAAGAUAUGAAGAAAAGUUGUGUCAAAGUGGUUUUCCUCCAGCCGACGUCAAAAGAAUAUAAAAAUGUUGAAAUAAAAUUCCGGAGCAGCUGCCCUACAUACAAAAUAGAAAAGAUUGAAAGGGUACAGAAUCCUUUCCUCUGGCAAUCCUACCAAAUUAAAAAACAGGAAAUAAAUAGAAAGAAUGGCCAUGACAACAAUGAGAAGAUCCUGUAUCAUGGGACAGCUAAUUCCACAUUGAGCCCAAUUAAUAACACUGGAUUUAAUCGCAGUUAUGCUGGGAAAAAUGCUGCAUCAAUUGGAAAUGGUACCUAUUUUGCCGUUAGUGCACACUAUUCUGCGUCGGAUGUAUAUUCCAGGCCAGACAGUAAUGGUAAAAAAUACAUAUAUGUCGCUCGAGUUCUCACUGGGGAAUAUUGUGUUGGAAGACAAGGACAAAUUACUCCACCGCCAAAAAAUGUGGGAGGCUUUGACCUGUAUGACAGUGUGACUGACAACAUGGCUAAUCCAUCAAUGUUUGUCAUAUUUUAUGAUGCUCAGGCGUACCCAGAAUAUCUUAUUACCUUCAGAAAAUAACUUCAGUUUUGGCAGUCAAAGAGCUGUCCUGUUUCUCCCCCUCCCUCCAAAAAAUAACCCUGAAUUUAUAAAGAUACUUUGUAAACAGUGAUUUUAUUGGGCUUGCUGCUUGCUCUUUCUGAUCAAUUGCUUUAAGCUGUGCAUUUCAAAGAUUAGCAAAGGCGAAAUAAUUUUGGCUAAGAUCCAGUUUAGAGAUUGAGAGUUGGGAAAGCAAGCUUGAACUCAAGCUAGAUGGGCACAAUACUUUGAUCAUAGUUUAUGUUCAUUAUCUCAUUGGACUACAGUACAUCCUUCUCUUAAUAUAUCACCCUUUUAAUUUCAGUCUUCCCUGCAAGUCAUUUACAAAUACGUAUGUGCCAGAAUGUAAACUGCCCAGAGAGCGUUGGCUAUGGGCGGUAUAUAAAUGUAAUUAAAUAAGUAAAUAAAUAAAUAAAUGGCCUUUAAAGUUUGCUUGGCUCUCCUCUAUGUUCCUCAGCAUCUCUGUCAGUUUGGGUGGAGCUACACAUCAUCAUGGAUACUUGUAAUAAAAUGCCAAUAGCUCCUUUUAGGAAGAACUGCCUCAGGAUGGUCCAUUUAGAAGGAAGAAACAAGGGGAGUGCUUAAUGUUUGUUCUGCCCACUUUUCCACUGCAGCCUGUCCCGGCCAAACCCUUCUUCCCACCCUCUCAUGGGGUUGAAGAUGUGCGUUUACCCUGCAAACAUUUGUCUGGUAAGAAGAGGGGUUGGAUCCCACUUUGACAUUGCUUGUGGGUUGGGACUUCCAUGACUUCUCCUUCCCCCUUGCAGUCCCUCAACACACCAAAUCUCCAGAAGGCACAUGGGGGCUGCACAGGGGAUGGGAAGACGCAGAUGUCCUGUUCUGCAAUUGGCAUCCCCCCAUUUACACCAUAUUGAUGCUGGAUCCAACCCAUGUUUUUUGGGGUGUGUGUGUGGAUGGGGAGGAGUUGCAGUAGGAUGUUGGGUGGGGAACAAUUAAGCCUCUUCCAGUCCACUUCUGUGCUUCAGCCUGCAUUCUCCUGAAGAGGGUUGUCUUCCAACAGCAGGACCUAUUGGACAUUUGUAAUGAAUGUUUCUGUGUCAUAUGCUGUUCCCCCCCUUAUUAUCUGUGCUGGUUGCCCUACACCCACUUCUGAAGGAGUUUCAGGAAAUGCUAAAUUUCACCGCUGUACCUCACAUAUGAUCCUUCAGAGUGUUGUGCCUUUUUACAGCAAUUUAUCUGUGCUUUCUCCACAAAUAUCCUGCAUAAUUGCAAACCAUUCUUCUCAGGGGUUUAGUAAGUAGGGAGAGAACGUAUCAACUUUAUUUCUGGAAGAUCAUUGUCAAACACACGAGGAAGAAACCCCUGGUUGGUUUUGUUAAGCCAUCUCUUAUUAGCUUCUAGAGGGAUAUCUGUAAGUUUGAUCUUGUCUUUUUAGGCAUAAAUGAAGAGUUUCUAGUCCCACUACAGGUGUUAAUUAACAAUGCCUGGAUUGUUUUGUUACUGCCAUUGGGAAUAUCAUUGUUUAUUUCGUAUACAUUUAACUAAUUAAAUUGUCAGGACUGUACUGUUCACCUUUCUUGCCAUUUGAUCCCACAUGUGCAGAUAGGGAUGGAAUUGUAAACUGGUGAUCAAAUGGCAGUGAAAGACAAAUAGUACAGUCUUGACAAUUCAAUGAAAGGUUAAAGAUAUACAAGACGCCUAGUCCAGCCUAACAACUGCCACUUUCACAUACAAAGUUGUAUGCUAGUUUCCUUAUUCUGCCUCAUUAUUUUAUUGUAUCAUUUACGAUAUCUUCAUCAUGAUUCAAAUGACUGAAUAAAAACUUGUUUCCAAUUA